Molecule: messenger RNA, 4056 nt
Organism: Mizuhopecten yessoensis (Yesso scallop)
Lineage: Eukaryota; Metazoa; Mollusca; Bivalvia; Pectinida; Pectinidae
Product: aminopeptidase Ey-like
Exons: 21
Coding region: 74-3172 (1032 amino acids)
Biological process (GO): proteolysis; peptide catabolic process
Cellular component (GO): cytoplasm
Molecular function (GO): metalloaminopeptidase activity; zinc ion binding; peptide binding
Source: RefSeq, a predicted model, not a curated record
GGCAGUGUCACACGGGAACGUGGUGUACUAGACCCGAGACACAUGUGACUGAUAGCCCAGUUCAUACAUUACCAUGUUCAAAUCUACUGAACGAUUCAGUUUUUCCGACAUGGAUGAUUACACGGGAGAGAACAAACGCUCCGGAUCUAGGACGAGUGGGACGCUCUGUCAGGUGUCCGUAACCACAGGAUUCAUUCUUACUUUCCUCUUCUUGGCUAUAGCGGUUGGGAUAGGGGUAAUUGUGAACUUUGCAGGAAACAACAAGAAUGUGACAUGUUCCUGUCAGUGUGGAGACGGAAUGACAACGCCCCACCCCCCGGACUACAUACCACAAGCCUGUAAGGCACUUGCGCUGGAGGGAAACAAGGAACUUUGUGGACUUUGUCCUGAUUCGUCAAAAACGACAGCAACAGCAACAACUGGAUCAACCACAGGCGUUAGUGACGUCACAGAUACAACGUACCCUACCUAUCCAACAACCCCUGCUCCUCCAUUGAUGACUGAUGUACGCCUACCUACUGCCGUUAAACCGUACCAUUAUGACAUCACAUUACGACCGGAACUCUACAACGGGGAGCCCGAAACAUUUACUUUUAACGGAACUGUUGAUAUAUUUAUAGAUUGUGUUAACGCCACCAAGAACAUUACUGUACAUAUUGGUACUCAGAACAUAACUCAGGCCCCUACUGUUCAACUGGUUAGCAACCCCGGGGGAGCGGCUCCAGCUGUGACUAGUACCACAAAGGAUACUGAACGAGAAUUUCUGGUCAUUAUGCUGGACACGGAAUUGACGGCUGGGGAACAAUACUCACUGUCGCUACAGUUUGCUGACAAACUAACUGACAACCUUAUUGGAAUGUACUUGAGUUCCUAUCAAAGUGAAGCAGCAAAUGAAACUAAGUACCUCGCCGUGACACAGUUCCAGCACACCUUCGCCAGGAGUGCCUUUCCAUGUUUUGAUGAACCAGCUUUAAAAGCGACAUUCAGCAUCACCCUUGAAAGACAGCCCCAAAUAUUUACACUAUCAAAUAUGCCUCUAAACAGAACAGAAUCCCUUGGGGACGGAUACUACGCUGAUGUGUACGAUAAGUCUGUAAGCAUGUCCACAUAUCUGGUAGCUUUCACACUCUGCGACUUCCUGAAUGUCACAAAGAGGACUUCCAACAACGUAGAGUUUGGAGUGUUUUCCCGACCAGAAUAUAUAAAUCAAACAUCGUUUGCUUUAGACACUGGUAGUAAAAUGCUCGACGCUUUUGAAAACUACUUCAAUAUAUCAUUCACUCUUCCAAAAGUGGACAACAUAGCGUUGCCCGACUUCUACUAUGGCGCCAUGGAGAAUUGGGGGCUGGUGACGUAUCGGGAAUUGUACUUACUGUACGAGGAGGGUAUAUCGACCACCAGUAAUCUCGAGGUUAUCGCCGAAAUCAUCGCCCACGAACUUGCUCAUAUGUGGUUUGGUAAUAUAGUUUCUCCGAUGUGGUGGGACGACAUCUGGCUAAAUGAAGGCUUCGCUACAUUCCUCUCCUAUCUCGGAAUGGAUAGGGUUCUACCUGAGUGGAAAAUGGAAAGUAUUAUGGACCUGAUCACGACAUACGUGGUUCAAUCGGUGAUGGAAGCAGACAGUCUGGAGUCCACAGUACCAAUCUAUCGGAUGGCCUACACGCCCAGUCAAAUAGCUGACUUGUUCGACAUCAUUACCUACUCGAAGGGCGCCUCUGUCAUCAGAAUGAUGUGGUUUUUCCUUGGAGAAGAAACAUUUCGCCGCGGCUUAGAGGGUUACUUAAAGGACCAGAUGUUUGGGAACGUCGCCCACGAUGAUUUAUGGAGAGCCUUGCAAAAACAAGCAGAGGCUGACGGUAGAACUGGGUUUGACGUGAAGACGGUAAUGGACACAUGGAUCAUGCAAAAGAACUUCCCCGUAGUAACAGUAACUAGGCACGCCGGUCAGCUGACCCUCACACAGCAACGGUUUUUACUCAGAGUUGACAACACGACGAAUUCAACAGGCUACAGCUGGGAGAUACCUUUCACCUAUACUACACACCAAGAGAUGAACUUUAACAAAACUUCUGGUGAUAUCGACUGGAUCAGAGUUAACGACAAGGAAACUAACAUAAUUGAUGUAUCUAUCACACCUACGGAUGGGUGGAUUAUCGGGAACAUACAACAGUAUGGGUAUUAUCGGGUUCACUACGACCAGGCCAACUGGGAGGCGUUAAUUCAACAACUUAUAGAUGACCACGAAAAAAUCCACGUGGUCAAUAGAGGCGCGUUAAUCAGUGAUGCGUGGGCUCUAGCAAAAGCAAACCUAAGUUCUAUGGAGGUAGCCUGGGACAUGUUGAUUUACCUAGCUAACGAGACUGAAUACAUUCCGUGGAGUGUUGCAGUCCGCGAACUCGAGUACGUCGACCUGAUGUUGACUGGGCGCGCAGCGUAUGGGAAUUUCGAGCGUUUUAUGAUUCAACAAAUUGACGGCCGAUCUCUCAACGUCUCUCUCAAUGAUGACAGACCAGUCCAACAAAGAUCGCUCAGCAGUCUGAUAUACAGGUUGGCCUGUAAACACCACGUGGCCGAAUGUAUACAACGAUCAGUGGACAUGUUUAAAGCGUGGAUGGAUACCGGAGCACUAAUUCCUCCGGACAUCAAGGGAACUGUGAUGUGUACGGCAGUCCGAGAAGGGGGCGAGAUUGAGUGGGAGUAUGUUUACAGUCGGUACCACGACGGCCCAGUGUCAGAAUCCUCCUUAGCUCUGGCUGCCAUGGGCUGCUCCUCUCGCCCGUGGAUCAUCAGCAGAUACUUGGAAUUUACGCUUCAGUCCAAUAAAAUCCGGAAACAAGACGUCCGCAAUGCAAUACUCUCCGUUAUACGUAAUCCAGUAACGUUCUACAUGGGCUGGAAGUUCCUGAUGAUCAACUGGAGACGUAUGGUGCUGGAUUAUGACGUUAAUGGCAGUCAUUUGAAUACCAUCCUAUUACAAGUAGCACAACGCAUGUAUACAGACUUCGAGCUCAGUCAGAUGCUCCACCUGAAAAACAACAUCCACCCACAAGAGGUAGAACUGACCGGGUUUGAUAGGGCAACUGACAGAAUCAUGGUCAACAUGGAAUGGGAAAACCAGCAUUAUGAGUUCGUGGAGGAAUGGUUAAGGACAAACACGGAACAAAUUGAAUGAACAAGUAUUAUCAGUAUUGCUUAAUCAUAACAUUUAAACAGUGAACGUGGGAAGUGUGCCGUGUCUUGAUGCUGAUAGCGCAAAUUAACAAUAUUAACAACACAGGUGAUUUCGUAUCGACGAGAUUAACAGAAGUUAACUGUUAAGAUCAGCAAUUGGUUGUAUAUUGCUUAAUAAGAUUGAUAACAAAUUGAUGUAAAAUUUGAUGUGGAAAUAUAUAGAUAAUUAUAUAAACUGAAAACAAAAUAUACAUGCCAUUACAUUCAAAAGGAUCAUAUUUAUGUAUAUAUUUAGAAUACAUUAUGCUUGAAAAUUGAACAUGAUAUGUCAUUUAUCGAACAAAUAGAAUCAUUUGGUAUAACAGAAUUAUUGAACUUCCAUCCUCGAUACUCCAGAGGUUACGCUCACUUCACAGAGAGUGUGAGUGAGUGUAAACCUGGAGUAUUGAGGAUACUGAACUUCCAUCCUCGAUACUCCAGAGGUUACUCUCACUUCACAGAGAGUGUGAGUGAGUGUAAACCUGGAGUAUUGAGGAUACUGAACCUCCUGAGUGAUUGGUUUAAUGGUCAGAAAUUAAGUGUUAUCGACCUUUUACCGCUAUAUAUACGUCAGCAAACUUAUUCCCUUAAUACAAUUAUUUGUAUGACAUAUUUAUUAUCAAAAUAUCUCCAAACUUGUUUGAAUUAAAAAAAAAAAUCUAAUAUAAGAUUUUUGAAAAACUCGAUAAGAUAAGUUUUUGUACUGUUGUCGAUAUAUAUGUAUGCUUCAGUACCUGAUUUGACAAAGCAUUAUCAUUUUGUAAGCAGAAACCUGUGUCCGUAUUCAUAAAACCGUUAUUAUGCUCAAGCAUGGGUUUUGUGCUCAAGCAUAAUUUCUUGUUCUUG